This is a messenger RNA of Vespa velutina, 375 nucleotides long. RefSeq lists its product as uncharacterized. NCBI's taxonomy places the organism in Eukaryota, Metazoa, Arthropoda, Insecta, Hymenoptera, Vespidae. The coding region runs from base 1 to 375 and encodes 124 amino acids. The record is from RefSeq and is a predicted model, not a curated record. The transcript has a single exon.
AUGUGCCCAGCUACAAAGCCCCUGGUGGAUCUUUGCUAUGUCUGUGGGAAACCGGACCAAUUGGCCAAAAUGUGUACAAACAAGGCAGCUUGCCCGGUUUGUGCAGAUGCCGGCCGGAAGCCGACCAACCAUCGUAGCGGCUCUUGGGAGUGCCCGGUAGUGCCUCCCAGAAAAUGGGUGGACAAGGCAUACGGGAGUGGACCAAAUGUCCGCGGGGAAACAAUUCAGAAGGACCCGCAUAACGUCGCGGAAAGAACUGCGAUGGAAGCAGUAAGUGCGACCAAGAAGAACAAAAACAGUGGUGACGAAGAUAUGGAGGUGGAACACGGUGAACCGGACAUCUCAAUAUGUGUAGAAGCAGUGGAAGGUCUAUAG